Molecule: messenger RNA, 2737 nt
Organism: Drosophila rhopaloa
Lineage: Eukaryota; Metazoa; Arthropoda; Insecta; Diptera; Drosophilidae
Gene: Dfd
Product: homeotic protein deformed
Exons: 5
Coding region: 488-2254 (588 amino acids)
Biological process (GO): anterior/posterior pattern specification; regulation of transcription by RNA polymerase II
Cellular component (GO): nucleus
Molecular function (GO): DNA-binding transcription factor activity, RNA polymerase II-specific; RNA polymerase II cis-regulatory region sequence-specific DNA binding
Source: RefSeq, a predicted model, not a curated record
UGGAACGGUUCGUGUUCGCAGCGCACUCGUAACACCGAAGCGUACGACUUUUCUCCCAGUGUGUGUUUUAAAUUUAUAAAAACCGUUUUUUAUAACCGAAAAAUAGCGCAAUAAUAGAGUUUCUUUGAAUCCCAGGGUUCCGAGGCUUACAAAAGUGCCAAAAAUAUAGUGCAAAUCAAGUCCAAAAGUUAUACAAACAAUAAUAGUGAAAAAGCGGUGAUAAAGGUUAUGCAAAACCAAAAAUAAGUCUUUUAAAUGUGGCUAGAAUCUGAAGACUAACGCAUCUUCUGAUAAUAAAUUUGAAAAAACAAGCUUAAAAUAAAUUACAACCAAUAAGAAGGUGUGCAUCUAACCAAUAUUACUGUACUAAAAGUAAAAGCUACAGAAUAUGUGAAAACCGAGUGAAAGUGCCCAAGAAGAUAUCUAAAAAUUAACGAACCGCAGAGAAAUUCCGUCUGGAGAACCACGAUCCCAAAGCUCUCCCGUCAUGAGCUCUUUCCUCAUGGGCUAUCCGCAUGCUCCACAUCAUGUCCAGAGUCCCAUGUCCAUGGGCAAUAGCUUGGACCCAAAGUUCCCGCCGGUGGCCGACGACUAUCACCACUACAACGGCCACUACUCGAUGACCGCUUCCACGGGGCACAUGAGCGGUGCCGUCGGCGGCGGCGGAGUGACAGGUGUUGGCGGAGUGGGUGGUGGUGGUGGGGCAGUUGGGAUGGCGGGACAUCCGCAUGCCAUGCAUCCGGCGGACAUGGUCAGCGACUAUAUGGCGCACCAUCACAAUCCGCACACCCACUCCCAUUCGCACACCCACUCGCUGCCGCACCACCACAGCAAUAGCGCGUUGUCCGGACACCACCAGCCAUCUGCCGGCGGCUAUAGUUCGAAUUACGCCACCGCCACUCCGCCCUCACAUCCGCACGCACAUCCGCACCAGAGCCUCGGCUACUACGUGCACCACGCCCCCGAGUUCAUAUCCGCCGGAGCGGUGCACUCCGAUCCCACGAACGGCUACGGUCCGGCGGUAAAUGUCCCGAACACGAGCAACGGCAGUGGUGGCGGCGGAACCGGGGGAGUGGUUGGCGGCGGAGCUGUGGGUGGAUCGUCAAAUGGAUAUUACGGCGGAUACGGAGGGGGCUACGGGGCCGCGAACGGGAGCGUAGGGAGCACCCACUCCCAAGGACACUCGCCGCACUCCCAGAUGAUGGACCUGCCAUUGCAGUGCAGCUCCACGGAGCCCCCGACGAAUACUGCCCUGGGACUGCAGGAAUUAGGUUUAAAACUAGAGAAACGCAUUGAAGAAGCUGUACCUGCCGGACAACAAUUGCAAGAGCUGGGGAUGCGAUUGCGCUGUGAUGAUAUGGGAUCCGAAAAUGACGACAUGUCAGAGGAGGAUCGGCUCAUGCUGGAUCGAUCUCCAGACGAACUGGGCUCCAACGACAACGACGAUGAUCUCGGGGACUCAGACAGCGAAGAUGACCUGAUGGCUGAGACGACCGAUGGCGAACGGAUCAUCUACCCCUGGAUGAAGAAGAUCCAUGUGGCGGGAGUGGCGAACGGGUCAUAUCAGCCGGGAAUGGAGCCGAAACGCCAACGCACCGCCUACACGCGCCACCAGAUCCUGGAGCUGGAGAAGGAGUUCCACUACAACCGCUACCUGACGCGUCGGCGGCGCAUCGAGAUCGCCCAUACGCUGGUCCUGUCGGAGCGGCAGAUCAAGAUCUGGUUCCAGAACAGGCGCAUGAAGUGGAAGAAGGACAACAAGCUGCCGAACACCAAGAACGUGCGCAAGAAGACGGUGGACGCCAACGGCAACCCAACACCGGUAGCCAAGAAGCCCUCCAAGCGGGCCGCCUCCAAGAAGCAACAGCAGUCGCAGCAGCAGCAGACGCAGCAGCAGCAAUCGCAGCAGACCCCGGUGAUGAAUGAGUGCAUUCGUUCAGAUAGUUUGGAAAGUAUUGGCGAUGUGAGCUCGUCGCUGGGCAAUCCGCCCUAUAUUCCGGCGGCACCUGAGACGGCCAACUCUUAUGCGGGAUCUCAGCAGCACCACGGCAAUAACAACCACAAUGGCAGCGGCAAUAACAAUAACAACAACAACAACAGCAACCUCAAUAACAAUAACAAUCCAAUGGGUCACACGAAUCUGCAUGGGCACCAUCAGCAGCAACAACAACAACAACAGCAGCAACAGCAAUCCGAUCUCAUGACCAAUCUUCAGCUACACAUCAAACAGGAUUACGAUCUGACGGCCCUGUAGAAUCAGCAGGGAAAUCUCCAAGAUGACUUCAGCAUUGUAAAUUAGCAGCUAUCCCUAUUCUUUUAAAGUUUAUUUGUAGAAUUUUGUUUUUCAUUUCGAAUCAAUGGCCUUGUACCCAAGACAAGGUUAAAGACAAAUCGGAGUAUACAGUGAACGUAGUUAGUUAAGGACCGACCAUUAGGUAGAAGACCCUUAUUAUAUAAAGUUGUAUUCUCGAUUCCCCACAAAUGUUUGUAUAUGAGUUUAACUUAAGCACCCUAGGAUUCAGGUUUAAGAGUUUGUAAAAAGCCUAGAACGAUUCGUCAUAGCUAUUAAGUGGCAUACACUUAGCUCUAGAAUUGCCUAUUUGUAUAAUUAUGGUAACUAUAAAUACUAUUAACGAAUGUAGUUGGCAUCUGUUGUGCGUCUCUAGAUGUAUGUAAGUUCGUACUUAUAUUUUAAUAAUACAAGUAAAACUGAAAAGUGAAAAAUAUAUCAAAAUAA